ACAAUUUUAUGACAACAAUUCAGUGAAACAUUGUCAACGGUAGAUUUAAUUCAGAUAUGUGUAUAUUUUCGACAAAAUGUCCACAAAAGUAACCAGUUUCGCACUAAAACACACAAUUGACACACCAACGAGGACUUGUAAAGGAUCAAACCAUAAAAGUGAGAGAACCCACAGGCAUGUACCAAAGAAAAUUAUCACGUCAAAGAAACCAAUUAUUUGCGCGGAAAGCAAAAGCUGUUCGAGCUGCGUCAGUAGUAAAUGCGCUGCGAAGCCAAAGAAGACAACCAAAUCUGACCCAACAGUCACCAAGAAGUUCCAACACAAUGUUGUGGACUACUGCAAGAAGUGUGGAGAUGGGAAGAGUAACAACGGGUCUAAAGAGAAGAUCAUGUCCAUUCUCAGUGCUGCUAACGUCAAAUGUGUGAGGAACGACAACAGUGUCAGGAAAACCACCAGAAAACCAUCGAAACCAGUUCAACAAUAUUACAAGAACGAGAACUUCCACAGGUACGAGGAAUCCGUACACGACACUAGUAAUAAUACGAAGAAGAAUGCUUCACUAGAAACUAUAAGAGAAGUGUCCGAGAUGCACGCCACAAUAUCUGAAGACUCAAUAUUAAGAGUGUUUUCAGACUCUGAUGAAGAUGUAACAUAUAUAGAUACAAAUAACGAAGAAACUAUUAAAAAACUAAAAGAGUUUCGGCAGAAAAACUAUUUCGAGUGCCAUUCAGCGCAAUCCAGGAUAAAGUCUAAAGUAAGUGCCACGAGUUUGAAAGAACACAAAUGCGUCUACAGGUUUUAUUUGAACGAGCGAUUAUUUCCCGUUCCAUUGAACACUGAUUACAACAAUAAGGUUCGUUGCGUGGAGUGUCAGUUACCAAUGGAUGUUAAACAGGAACUGACUGGAGAUAAAAUUAAUGGGACUAUUCAAGCAAAGGUUAAACUCGGUUCAGGUGACGCCCAGGAUAUGCUACUUCUCCUUCCAGUGAAGGACUCUCUUAUCAUUGAAGAGAGAAGAAAGGAGAUCAAACAGAACAAUGAGUACGUUUACUUUGGAGUAGUGAAGCUGUCUGCUAAUGGGAAUUCCAUUUUUAGAAGAAAUUUACCAGUCAAUUCUUUAGCACUGAAAUAUCAGAAAGGCUAUCAGGAAUACCAGGAGAGUCGCAACUUCACGUACCAAGAGAUCAAAAGUGAUGACAUCAUUAUAAUUUAGGAAAAUUUCCAAGUUCUGCUUGUUGUUUAUUGGCUGCUACAAAUUGAUAUUGUUCCAUGGUAUUAUGAACUUUGGGAGCGGAAUUUUGGGAUGUGAUGCAAAGAUAUUUUUGUUUUCUUCUAUAAUACAGAAUUCGCUGUAUAUUUAUUUUAUUCUCAAUAAACUUUGUUC
Messenger RNA from Spodoptera litura, 1384 nucleotides. RefSeq lists its product as uncharacterized. NCBI's taxonomy places the organism in Eukaryota, Metazoa, Arthropoda, Insecta, Lepidoptera, Noctuidae. The record is from RefSeq and is a predicted model, not a curated record.